GCUUCGCCGGCCCGUCGGGUCUCCCCCGCCCGCGCUCUCCGAGCCACGAGUCUGCGGCGCCCUUUCUCUCCGUGCUUGGGCGCGUUCCGCUGCGUCUCCCCUGCGCCCGCGUGAGCCUGCUCCGCCCCACGCGCGGGCUCGCGCUUCGGUUUCGGCCCGGCUCUGGCCAGCGGCGCCACCGGGCCUUUUCUUCCCGCUCGGCACACAGCGCGGGGCCGGCACCAUGCUCUUCUACUCCUUUUUCAAGUCCCUUGUGGGCAAGGAUGUGGUCGUGGAACUCAAGAAUGACCUGAGCAUCUGUGGAACCCUCCAUUCUGUGGACCAGUAUCUCAACAUCAAGCUGACUGACAUCAGUGUCACAGACCCCGAGAAAUACCCUCACAUGCUGUCCGUGAAGAACUGCUUCAUCCGGGGCUCUGUGGUCCGCUACGUGCAGCUGCCGGCGGAUGAGGUGGACACACAGCUGCUGCAGGAUGCGGCGCGGAAGGAAGCCCUGCAGCAGAAACAGUGACCUGCGCGGCCGAGCUCUCUCGGCUGGGGCCCUCCCUCCCCUUUCCCGCGACACUAGAGGGGUUUUGCUCUCUUUUUUCUUUCUCUAAGGAUUGUGUGAGAGUAGCAAGGAGCAGCCGUCCUUCGAGAAGCAGCCUGCCCCGCUCCUGCCUUCCCGGCCCGCCCGCAGGGCUGGGGGCUUCUGCGGGAUUCCAGGGCAGUGUGUUCCCGGGACGGGAGGAAUCUGUCCCGCAUCGGGAAUAAAUGUGUGCAGACUUGGG
Molecule: messenger RNA, 770 nt
Organism: Octodon degus (degu)
Lineage: Eukaryota; Metazoa; Chordata; Mammalia; Rodentia; Octodontidae
Gene: Lsm2
Product: LSM2 homolog, U6 small nuclear RNA and mRNA degradation associated
Exons: 5
Coding region: 224-511 (95 amino acids)
Biological process (GO): mRNA splicing, via spliceosome
Cellular component (GO): Lsm1-7-Pat1 complex; U4/U6 x U5 tri-snRNP complex; U6 snRNP
Molecular function (GO): RNA binding
Source: RefSeq, a predicted model, not a curated record